AUGGAAGCCGUUGUUGCAGAAAUCGCCGGUCAACUUGUAACUGGAACCUUUAUACUCGUCAGGACGGGCGCCGGAUGUCCGAAAGACACAUAUUGUAAUUUGACUCAACAACUUUGGACCUUCCAGGGUGAACCUUUUACCCCUAGGUCGGGGAUUUCGGAACCAAUACAACCAAUUCAAUUUUUAUGGAUAAGAGAUCAGGAUCGGAUAAGUUUUCGUACGUGGAGGAAUAUUAGUGAUGAAAAUGUUUUGCCAGGCUUCACGUUGAACAUUUCUAGGAUCGAUUUCGUUAUCUCUCAGGAAAAAUCGACAGUAACAGAAAGGUCAAGCGUAAAGAAAACUUUGACAAUCGGCAUAAAUUUAUACAACGCUACGAAGACCAUGCACUCCUGGGAUAGAUUAUAA
Molecule: messenger RNA, 405 nt
Organism: Funneliformis caledonium
Lineage: Eukaryota; Fungi; Glomeromycota; Glomeromycetes; Glomerales; Glomeraceae
Source: the annotation of a GenBank genome assembly